AUGGUGUCCGAAUAUAUAUCACAGAAAGUCUUGAUGUAUGAGCCCACUGAGGAGGAAAUUAAAUUCCACCACAAGAAUCAGCACAAAAGCUUAAGGUACAUUUUCUGUGGCAAAGAAUUGGAUGAGUUCGAAAAGGAGAAAAUACAGGAACUAAAGGAUCAUGUAAAUAAUUUAAAAAAAAAAGAGAAGGAUGUACAAGGGGGGGAAACCUAUGAGUCUCAUUUCAAAAAUACCAUUUUUGCGGAUGAUAAUUAUGUGCUCCGCUUUCUGCAAGGAAACGAAUUCAAUUUUGAAAAAUGCUACUACGACAUGAUAAGGCACUUGGAGUGGCGACAUGAGAAUCUCCCUGUGAAGUACGAAGAAGUGCAGGAUAUGUUGAAAAAGGGAUAUAUAUACGUUCACGGGAGGGAUAAACAAAUGCACCCCAUAAUUAUUAUCAACUGUAAAAACUUCAUUUCUGCCGAUACGAAAGACGUUUUGAAGGUGGCAUACUACUGGAUGGAAUUCAUUAUAUCUAAUUUAUUCAUCGAAGGAAAAAUAGAACAAUGGAGAGUCGUAAUUGACUUGUCUUCCUGUGGCGUGCUGAAUAUCCCCAUCGGGACGUUAAAGGAUAUUUCCAAGUGCCUCAGUUGUAAUUACCGGUCGAGGUUAUCUAAGAUGUUAGUCCUGAGCGCCCCUCUUUUUGUAACGGGCAUGUGGCAUAUGUUGAAAUCAAUUAUUCCGGUCGUAACUCAGCAAAAGAUAACAAUCUCUUCAUCGGAGAUAGAUAAACGACUCCUGGAGCAAGUGGACCUGGACCAAUUAGAGAAAAAAUUCGGAGGAACCUGCGAAAAUGUUACCGUCUUCACCAAACCAAUCAUGCCAUAA
Plasmodium knowlesi strain H is the source of this 867-nucleotide messenger RNA. RefSeq lists its product as uncharacterized. The record is from RefSeq and is a predicted model, not a curated record. The transcript has 10 exons. The coding region runs from base 1 to 867 and encodes 288 amino acids. NCBI's taxonomy places the organism in Eukaryota, Apicomplexa, Aconoidasida, Haemosporida, Plasmodiidae.